Molecule: messenger RNA, 278 nt
Organism: Cokeromyces recurvatus
Lineage: Eukaryota; Fungi; Mucoromycota; Mucoromycetes; Mucorales; Mucoraceae
Exons: 1
Source: RefSeq, a predicted model, not a curated record
UCAUGGUUAAUCAUAACAAUGAAUGACAGUAUUCUUCAUGAUUACAUUUUGUUAACUCUGUCUUUCAAAUCUUCCCCCUUUUUUUUUUCUUUAAUUUCUCUUCUAUUUUUAUCGGUAAGCCCUCAUCGUAAUGUCUUAACCACUCUUAGAGAAUAUUUAGAAGCCUUUUUCUAUAUGUAUUUUAUAAGUUUAGUUCAUUUUUCUUUCUUUCUUCACACUUGUAAACUUUUGUCCUGUCUGGCGUUAGAAACAUGUAUCUAUUUAUAGUUUUAUUAAAU